GGCGGCGGCAGCGUCAUCGCUCCUACUGCAGUGGAAUCUCUCCAUCCUCCUGAACACACCCUGCCUGCUGCAGCCUGCAAACUUGCCUCAGCCUCACAUAACACACACCACUCUGUCUCCAGAAAAACAGAAGACAGGAGAGGAACGGCUUGCCGGCGGGAUCCAAGGGAGCAGCAGGAUGGGUAUUGACAGCAUGGGCCCAAGGACCGUUGUGGGGAGUCUUUCCCCAGGCCAGCUGGAAUCCUACCAGAGGAUGGAGCCCAAAACCCUGGGGGCAAUCCAGAUCAUUAUUGGGGCAUUAAUUCUUUGUCUGAGUGCUUCAGUGCUACAGAUCCAUGAAGUCCACUUUACCGGAGAUGUGGCUCUCUUCCUGAUUGUGGUUAUACAGGUGACUUUAUCUGGUGCGGUUUUGGUCCACAGUGGGAGGAGUCCAUCUCUGUUUUGGGUGAAAUGUGUCCUGGUGCUGCAUCUAAUCAGCGCUGCCUUCUCCACCGCUGCCCUAGGCCUGAUGUCCAAACACCUCCCUUACCGCCAGGACUCCUACCACUGUGAACAUUGCCGUAGAUUGGAACUGCAUGCUGUGCAACAUUGUUUCAGGAAAUGCACUGGGCUGAUCGAGCAAAAGUGUAAACUACUGAUUGACGGGAUCUUGGGAACACUGGUGAUCUUCCUAGUGCUGGAGCUGUUGAUCUGUAUCACUGCUAUGUUGUUUGGACUGAGUGUCCAGGCUGCUGGAGGAACUCAGGCUCCCAGCCAGCAGCCAGUCUAUCCACAGACUCGCCCCCCAGCAGUUCCAGCAGUUCCAGCUGUGCAGGCUGUUCAGGCUGCUCCAGCUGCAGAAGAGCCAGCUGGACCAAAGCAGGUGGCAGUAGUUGUGACUGAGCCUGAGUUGGAGCAUGUGGAAGAAAUCUCCACCCCACCCACUGAACCACAGGUGGAACCAAUAGAGGUUGCUGCCGCUGAACCAUAAACCCAAUACUUCAGUCCAUGCUGAAUUCAUGUCAUGUCACUUUUACUGUACAUAUCAAAUGGAAAAGCCGUUCACAUCAACAUUGUAGUAGUAAUAAGAAGUAGGACAUGUAGGAAUUUUUGGUUGCUGUAUAGUACAUUGUGCAAGUGUGUCUAUACAGGCAAUAAACAGGGCAGCAAAGCCGCCAAUAGCAGCUGGCCAAUAAAUAUUAUAUAAAAUGAUCAGUUAUAUUCACAGUAAUGGAAUCACCUCUACUCACAUUAAUGUACGUUUGCAUUUUGUUUAUGAUUGUAAUUCGUAAAUAAAAAUUAAAAUAUGGUGUUCCAACAAGCUGAAUGUUUCAAAGUUGUAGCAAUGCAAAGUUUUCCUGUUCUUCCACUUGUGCCAAUAUGAUCUGAGCAUGGCAUCAGGGUUAUAGUAGCAUUGAUGCAUGUGUUGUGUGAUGCAUCCUCAUGGCACAUUUCAUGGUAUGAGUCAAGUAUAAUAAAGAUAGAUAACCACAUUACAUAUGCUGAAGCAGAGAAGAAAACCCAAGGGUAUUAAUCAUUUUCACAUACGUAACUAUUCUUUAUUCACAAAAAGUGAUGCGUAAAUUUUCUGUUAAUUAAAAGGACCAUACUGGUAA
This is a messenger RNA of Myripristis murdjan (pinecone soldierfish), 1595 nucleotides long. RefSeq lists its product as uncharacterized. The record is from RefSeq and is a predicted model, not a curated record. The coding region runs from base 179 to 970 and encodes 263 amino acids. The transcript is spliced from 9 exons. Lineage: Eukaryota; Metazoa; Chordata; Actinopteri; Holocentriformes; Holocentridae. Gene Ontology annotation, cellular component: membrane.